GAGACAGGAUGAGUACAGGAAGAUCCGUAAGCUGUCUGAUUCAGUGUUUCUAUAGAAGCUUUGACACUACGCAUCUUUACACCUGGGAAACAGAGGGACAACCUACUAAAUCAAGUUGUCUAUGAUGAUGGAUUUAGGAUGAUGAGAAACCUCUAAGUGUCCUUGCCUUUGGUCCCCUACAGGCAAUUUAACAAGCACAGAAGGAGCUGUUCUUCAGGAAACUGUGACAGACAGGAGGGUGACGACGAAAUAGCGAGACAGAGAGUAAAAGUAAGACCACCUACUCGAUCAAAGUGUAGGGAACAUUUGCACCUAACUUCAUCUGAGAUUUCACAAGCUGAAAUAAUAAGACAAUGCUGCCCAGCUCUGGGUUGCCAAUGCUAAUGCUAGCUACACUUCUGCUAAUCGGCCCUCCAGCUGUCAGAGGGCAAAAUGACACGGAGCCCAUAGUACUGGAGGGGAAAUGCCUGGUGGUCUGUGACUCCACACCCUCUUCAGAACCAGCAGGUAAUGCGCUGGGGAUGUCCGUGCGAUCAGGUACCGGACGUGUGGCCUUCUCCGCCACACGGCAAACCAACCACGAGCCCACAGACAUGAGCAAUCGCACCAUGAUCAUCUAUUUUGACCAGAUCUUGGUGAACGUCGGUGGUCAUUUUGACCAAGAGAGCAGUAUCUUUCUUGCUCCAAGGCGAGGGGUGUACAGCUUCAACUUCCAUGUGGUGAAGGCAUACAACAGGCAAACCAUACAGGUGAGUUUGAUGUUGAACGGAUGGCCAAUGAUCUCAGCCUUUGCUGGAGACCAGGAUGUGACACGAGAAGCAGCCACAAAUGCUGGGCUUGUGAUCAUGGAAAGAGGAGACAAGGCCUACCUCAAGCUAGAAAGGGGCAACCUAAUGGGAGGCUGGAAGUACUCUACUUUUUCAGGCUUCCUGGUCUUUCCUUUAUAAAGGGAAGAUGUGGAGGAGAGAGCAUGACAUGCUCUCUGGGGAUUAUUAUAAUUAUUUAUUAUUUUUUUUAAAUGGAAGUUACAGAAAAGGUCAUAUUUUUUCUUACUCUUUUUUUGUGGCAGUGCACAGAACAUGAGAAGUAAAAUGUUAUAUUUAAAAAUUAUUUAUAUUUUAUUAUUUUCAAAAAUAAGAUGAGACAUGAAUAUACAGUAUUUGAAAUUAUGUAUAUCCGAGGUUUCACAAACUUCAGUUACUGAAAUCACUUUUAAUUCAAAUAUAGCUUAUCGACUUUCUGUUGUGAGAUUUCUGUUUCUCAUAUGUUUGCCUGCUUAUGGAGUUGUAUGUUGUGUGUAUUAUAAAGCUUUUUAAAAAUAAAUCUCAUUAAAUCGAA
Molecule: messenger RNA, 1338 nt
Organism: Carassius gibelio (silver crucian carp)
Lineage: Eukaryota; Metazoa; Chordata; Actinopteri; Cypriniformes; Cyprinidae
Product: cerebellin-1
Exons: 5
Coding region: 354-947 (197 amino acids)
Cellular component (GO): glutamatergic synapse; synaptic cleft
Molecular function (GO): protein binding
Source: RefSeq, a predicted model, not a curated record